AUUCCAUCAUCACUAUAUCAUCUUCUUCCCUUUCUUCUUCUCUUCUGUUUCAAUUCAAGCAUAACCAUGUUGAAAUUGAAUCCUCAAAGAAGCCUAUUAUAUCUGUUCAUCUUAGUUUCCAUAAUUCUUGUAACCUCCUCAAGUAAACCCACAAAGCUAAUCCAAUCUUGUUUACUCCAAAACCAUGUUAUGAACUUCACUGUUUUUCAAUACUCAGAUAACCAGACAUCAGAGUACUACAAACUCCUCAAUUUCUCAAUCCAGAAUCUCCGUUUUACAGAACCCACAUAUCCCAAGCCUAUAGCCAUUGUAAUACCAGAGACCAAAGAACAGUUAGUAGGAACCAUAUUGUGCUGCAGGCAAGGGCCAUGGACAAUUAGAAUAAGGUGUGGAGGACACAGCUAUGAAGGCUUAUCAUCUAUUGCUUCUGAUAGAUCUUCAUUUGUGAUCGUCGAUUUGAUGAAUCUGAAUCGGGUUUCGGUAGAUUUGGUAUCCGAAACCGCUUGGGUUGAAGGUGGUACAACACUAGGUGAGGUAUACCAUGCAAUUGCCAUGUCAAGUGUCUCCCAUGGAUUCUCAGCUGGAUCAUGCCCAACUGUAGGGAGUGGCGGCCAUAUCGCCGGAGGUGGGUUCGGGUUAUUGUCGAGGAAAUACGGUUUGGCCGCCGAUAACGUCGUUGAUGCACUUCUUGUAGAUGCUAAUGGAAGGUUACUAGACAAGGAAGCCAUGGGAGAAGAUGCUUUUUGGGCCAUUCGUGGUGGAGGUGGAGGUGUUUGGGGAGUAGUCUAUGCUUGGAAACUAAGACUGGUUAGUGUUCCACCAAUUGUAACAUGUUUUGUUAUCUCUAGACCAGGCUCAAGAGAUCAGGUAGCUAAUCUAGUUCAUAAAUGGCAACUAGUUUCACCCUUGCUACCAGAUGAUUUUUACUUAUCGGCUUUCGUUGGUGCCGGUUUACCGGAUGCGAAAGGGAUAGGGAUUUCUGUUACUUUUAAGGGAUUCUACCUUGGAACCAAAACAAGUGGUGUAUCUAUUCUAAAAGAAGUCUUCCCUGAAUUGGGAAUUGUCCAAGAAGACUGCAAUGAAAUGAAUUGGAUUGAAUCAAUUGUUUUCUUCUCUGACAUGGAUAAUGGUAGCUCAAUUCCAGAUUUGAAGGAUAGGUACUACCAUAGAAAAGAUUAUUUCAAGGCAAAAUCUGACUAUGUAAGGGUUCCAAUACCUUUAAGGGUCAUUAGGGUUGCCCUUGAAAUACUUGAAAAGGAGCCUAAAGGGUAUGUUAUAUUGGACCCUUAUGGAGGAAAGAUGAGUAAGAUAAGCAGUGAUUCUAUUCCUUUUCCUCAUAGAGAAGGUAAUCUCUUUACCAUUCAAUACUUGGUUUCUUGGAAAGAAGAAGAUAAUGGAAAGAGUGAUGAGUUUAUAAAUUGGAUAAGAGGGUUUUAUGAUUUCAUGUCACCCUAUGUUGCUAAGGGUCCAAGAACAGCUUAUAAUAACUAUUUGGACCUUGAUCUUGGGGUGAUGGACAGUAUGAGUACUGAUGGUGUUGAGAUGGCUAGGGCUUGGGGUGAGAAAUAUUUCCUCCACAACUAUGAUAGAUUGGUUAGAGCAAAGACAUUUCUUGAUCCAAAUAAUGUGUUUAACAACCAACAAGGGAUUCCUCCUAGGUCAACUUUGUCUCAAAUGUGAGAUUAGGAGUUACAAUUCACAGCAUAAAUGUU
Molecule: messenger RNA, 1712 nt
Organism: Telopea speciosissima
Lineage: Eukaryota; Viridiplantae; Streptophyta; Magnoliopsida; Proteales; Proteaceae
Product: reticuline oxidase-like
Exons: 1
Coding region: 67-1680 (537 amino acids)
Molecular function (GO): oxidoreductase activity; FAD binding
Source: RefSeq, a predicted model, not a curated record